Molecule: messenger RNA, 1179 nt
Organism: Schistosoma guineensis
Lineage: Eukaryota; Metazoa; Platyhelminthes; Trematoda; Strigeidida; Schistosomatidae
Source: the annotation of a GenBank genome assembly
AGCGGCUUCCCAGGAGUCUUUUAAGAGGCAACUUGAUCCAUUCUAAAGGUCUAAGGAUAGUAUCACACUAUGAUUUACUAAUUUCUUUUCCUCUUUUAAUGUUAACAUACCUAGGUUCCUGCCUGGUGGAUUUGGUGAUCCCCUGCUACUAGACACGGAAGCCUGUUAAGCGAAAGCUUCUUCUAUUCGUUUACAACCAUUUGAACCAUUUGAAUCAUUGUGUGAAUGUGAAGGAAGCAGUCACUUUAUAUCAGGUUCAUGGAAAAAAUAUUGGAGAUUUGGCAUCGCGACGAUUUUCAACUUGUGCGGUACUUCAUCUCAAUCUUACUAUGUGCAAUGAAUUUCCUAUUCGGUAAUCGAUUAUGCAGCAAAACAUUCAAACCACGUAAAAAUAUCUCUGAAACUAAUAAUAAUAAUAAUAAUCCUUCUACUAAUACAAGUAAUCAUAAUCCUACUAUUGGUAAUAAUAAUAAUAAUCAUGAUGUCAAUGGUAAACAAAAUGAUUUAUUACCAGAAACUGCUGCAACAUUGGGUAGUGGAGAUUUACGUUUAGCUGUUCGUCUACCUGAAGGUGAAGAUCUACAUGAAUGGAUUGCUAUAAACACUGUAGAUUUUUUCAACCAAAUUAAUAUGCUUUAUGGUACAUUACUUGAAUUUUGUACGGAUGAUACAUGUCCAAUUAUGUCAGCUGGUCCAAAGUAUGAAUAUCAUUGGGCUGAUGGACAAACAGUGAAAAAACCAUUGAAAUGUUCUGCACCACAUUAUAUUGAUUGUUUAAUGAUAUGGAUUCAAAAACAAUUGGAGAAUGAAGCUAUAUUUCCAUCGAAAAUUGGUGCUCCAUUUCCACGUGAUUUUCUUAAUGUAGUCAAAGUGAUAUUAAAACGUUUAUUUCGAGUUUACGCCCAUAUUUAUUAUCAGCAUUUUUCUGAAGUACGAGAUCUACAAGAAGAAGCUCAUUUAAAUACAAGUUUUAAACAUUUUAUAUAUUUUGUAUUGGAAUUUAAUUUAGUUCAAAAACGUGAACUUGUUCCAUUACAACACUUAAUUGAUUUAUUAACAACAAAUGAAUCUACCACAAAUGAUGAACAUAAUAGUAAUGAUAAUGGUUCUACAUCACAUAAUUAUUCAGUACAUACAACUACUAAUGAUAAUAUAAGUAGUAUAAUCAAUGAUAAUUAA